Molecule: messenger RNA, 2000 nt
Organism: Sardina pilchardus (European sardine)
Lineage: Eukaryota; Metazoa; Chordata; Actinopteri; Clupeiformes; Clupeidae
Gene: armc1l
Product: armadillo repeat containing 1, like
Exons: 7
Coding region: 106-924 (272 amino acids)
Molecular function (GO): protein binding; metal ion binding
Source: RefSeq, a predicted model, not a curated record
AAAUUAGCCUUCCGACCAAUGAUAGGGCUAGAAGAUUUUUAGCACGAAUUUUGUAUUUGUGAGUGUAUUCAGUUCGUUCGGUCGGUGGUUUUAUCGGAUGACAUAAUGAUGGAUGCUCUGGCAGUAGUGACCCAACUGCGGGAUCUAGCUUCCGAGCCUCAGAACCGCGAGGCUAUAGUUCAGGACCAGGGUUGUCUUCCUGGUCUCGUUCUGUUUUUAGACCACAAAGAUCCUAACGUCCUCCUCGCCACUCUUCAAACUCUGCGGUAUCUGGCAGAAUUGACACAAAAUAUAAGCACCAUGAAGAAUGAACUGGGCAUGAUGGUGAGCCUGGAAAACCUGAUGGAGAGAGGGGGUUUGACUGAUGACAUAACUGUCCUGGCCAAAGAUGUGUAUGACGUUCUUACCGGUCCAGUCAACACACAAACAUUCAGAACUCCAGCACAACAGCAGAGGAGAAACAAAUCCCAGUUCUUCAUCAACACCUCCAAUAAGAAGGCAAAAACAGUCACCUUACAAAUCGAGGGUCUAGAUGGAUUGGACAAGCGUGGCAUGUGUGAGGAGGCUUUACUGAAGGUCAAAGGGGUCAUCAGCUUCACAUUCCAGAUGGCCAUGAAGCGGUGCACCGUGCGCAUUCGUGCCGACUUGCCCACUGAGAGUCUUGCCACUGCUAUUGCAUCAACUAAAAUCCUGCAGGCCCAGCAGGUAGUGAAGAAUGAUACCGGGGAGGAGGUCCUGAUCCCUCUCAGCAUGUCCAGCACAGCCAUCCAGGAGAACUCCCAGGUGCCCGACUACCUCCCCGAGGACGAGAGUCCGGAGAAGGAGCUCGACCGCGCCGUGUCCCGGACCGGUGCCAAAGAGGAAGGCAGCAGCGGCUGGCUCAACACGGCCGCCAGCUUCCUCACCCGCUCCUUCUACUGGUAAAGGUUACCGGGGGAAGGUCACGGCGCUCGGGAAGCGAGCAACCGCUGCCUCUCAGGGGAAUGCUAAACAAAAUGGAUGACCACGAACGCUUCUGUUUCCACGUCAACCUGCACACUGUUCCUACACUCAGUGUGAGAAGGUGAUGGAGACUGCAUCCAAGUCAGUGCUUCUUUCAACACUUCCAGAUUCACGUCUUCAUUCUGGGUCGACACCUCCCUCCCUGCUAAAUGCUCUGCUGAGACACUGGGUCCUGAUGGAGAUGGGGUUGGCCAAGCCAGUGCCUCAUUCAACAUUGAUGCAACUCUUACUCUCUCCUGCAGGGUUGACAACGCCCAGAGCUGAAUAGUUAUUGGUCCUCAAAUUGGCCUCCCGCCCUCAUGAACUUUUGCUAGCUAGAUGCAUACUGAAAAAUGGCAUGCCAUGUGUAGGGACAGUGUUCAUGUUGAUGUUAGUUUGCCCGAGUUCUACUCAGACAAGUAGGGCUGUUUUUUCUGUACACCGAUUGAGCCUAGUCCUGGACUAAAAGUUUUUGUCAAUGGAAAUCUCUCUGCUGAAGUUCCCAGUUAGUCAUGGACUGACCUUCCUUAUUACAUGUAUUGGAGACCGACCCAUAGAGGGUUUGUUGAUGUUGAUUCAUCCACUGACUAACAGAAAUGUGGUUGCUUCUCACACAGUACUUCUGCAAAGCUCUUUGUUUGUUUUCUAUGUUUGUAUUUGUUCAGUUUAUAUGUCUGUACUAUUUUCUGUCCUGUUUCCCUGUUGUAACUGUUUUUUUUCAGUUGACUUGUAUAUAUUAAAAAAAACGGAAGUACAUUUUACUCUGUAAAAAUAACUUGUUCAGGUCAUUGUCUUCAGGAACAAUAUGUUUGGGUUGGAUAUUUUCUUGGAUCUAGGUACAAGAACAAAUUAGUUUUCUUGUAUUAGAAUUACAUGUACACUGUGGUUAAAUACAUAGGGGAAAUGAUUUGUGUAAAAAUGGUCCAAGUGCUAGAUUUGGUAGAAUGAUUGACUGAAACAUUAGCCUGCUUUUUUAUGUCCAGCAAAUGUAUGGGGCAAUAAAACUGGAUCUAAAGUUA